CUUUCCGCCGCCGCCUCUUCCUGCUCCGGGGUCGGAGGUGACGGGCGACGUGUCCUUCCGUUGCUGGGGAGCGGGGCAGCAGCGACAUGGACCUGGAGGCAAUGAGCCGCUACACGAGCCCGGUGAACCCGGCUGUGUUCCCGCACCUCACCGUGGUGCUGCUGGCCAUCGGCAUGUUCUUCACCGCCUGGUUCUGCAGCUACGAAGUGACCUCCACCAAGUACACACGGGACAUCUACAAGGAGCUACUCAUUUCCCUGGUGGCUUCACUCUUCAUGGGCUUCGGAGUCCUUUUCCUGCUGCUCUGGGUUGGGAUCUACGUGUGAGGCUCAGCCAGGGGGUGUGCCAGAUUCCAGAUGGAAGGCCCCAUAGAAGCUACACCUUUUCUAUUUUUGUACUUUAAGGAUAUGGCCCAUUGCAGACCUGGACUGCUCCUGUCAGAUGAUUGCAGCCAAUGCAACACCUCAAGCCUGAAUAAAGCAAGUUCUGUGAUGUACCAAA
This is a messenger RNA of Alligator mississippiensis (American alligator), 501 nucleotides long. RefSeq names its product transmembrane protein 258 (gene TMEM258). The transcript has 4 exons. The record is from RefSeq and is a predicted model, not a curated record. The coding region runs from base 87 to 326 and encodes 79 amino acids. Gene Ontology annotation, cellular component: membrane-bounded organelle. Gene Ontology annotation, biological process: protein N-linked glycosylation. Lineage: Eukaryota; Metazoa; Chordata; Crocodylia; Alligatoridae.